Molecule: messenger RNA, 1501 nt
Organism: Erigeron canadensis
Lineage: Eukaryota; Viridiplantae; Streptophyta; Magnoliopsida; Asterales; Asteraceae
Product: transcription factor MYB30-like
Exons: 3
Coding region: 227-1303 (358 amino acids)
Biological process (GO): response to auxin
Source: RefSeq, a predicted model, not a curated record
UUUCUUAAUUUCUCUCUAUAUAUAUAACUAUAAUAUAUAAUCUUAUACCCCCAAUACCAACAAAACACAAUAAUACAUCCUUAGCUACUUAUAACUCCUUUAUAUUUACAACUACUAAAAAAAAAAUAUAUAUAUAUAUAUAUAUAUAGUAGUUUCAAGCUAGUAAGACCAUUUUUUUCUUUUAAAGAUUAUAUAUUGUUAUUAAUUAGAGCAAGAAAUUAAGGAAAUGGGAAGGCCACCAUGUUGUGAUAAACUUGGGGUGAAAAAAGGUCCAUGGACUCCAGAAGAAGAUAUCAUGCUGGUUACUUAUGUUCAACAACAUGGCCCUGGCAAUUGGCGUCAAGUACCUACCAACACUGGACUGAGAAGAUGUAGCAAGAGUUGUAGGUUAAGAUGGACAAAUUAUUUGAGGCCUGGAAUCAAAAGGGGAGAUUUCACUGAAGAUGAGGAGAAAAUGAUUAUUCAGCUUCAAGUGCUCCUUGGCAACAAAUGGGCAGCUAUAGCUUCAUAUCUUCCAGAAAGAACAGAUAAUGAUAUAAAAAACUACUGGAAUACACAUUUGAAAAAGAAGCUAAGAAAGCUUCAAAUGGGGUCAUCAGCUGAUUAUCAAGAUCAACAAAAUACCAAAGAUCAUCGGUUCACUUCUAAUUCAACAUCUUCAACAACAUCUUCUUCUUCACACAGUCUCUCUAGAGGCCAAUGGGAAAAGAGACUUCAAACCGAUAUUCAUUUGGCGAAACAAGCGUUAAAUGAUGCUUUAUCUAUUGAUCACCACAAGCCUAUUUUUCUUCCUGAUCAUCAUCAAACAACAACAAAAGUACCGUAUUCGCCACAAACACCUGCUUACCCUUCUAGCACUGAUAACAUUGCCAAAUUGCUUAAAGGGUUUAUGAAAAACUCUCCUAAUAAUAAAACAAACAAAACAACUUCUAAUUCGAGUACUCGUGAGUACUCGAGUGAUAAUCAUGAAGUAAAUACUAAUAAUAAUAAUAAUAAUUCUCUUAGUGGUGAAAGCAAGACUACUACUUCUAAUUCUGGUGGAAUAGAUUUGUCUCAAGCAUUUGAGUCCCUUUUCGGAUUUGAUAGAUCUUUUGGAUCUCCAAAUAAUUCAGAUUUUUCGCAAUCUAAUACUUCGCCUGAAGGAAGUAUUUUUCAAGGGGAAAGCAAGGAAGAACUUCGAUUUACGAUGUUUGAGAAUUGGUUGCUUGAUGAUAUAACCACCGGUGGUGGUGGUGAAGUUGAUCAAGGAAAAGAAGAUUUAUCUAACUUUUCCUUUGAUGAAAACCCUGAUUUUUUCGAUUAAUUAAUUGAUUCGUGUGUUAGUAGCUAGGUUUUGAUUUUGAAAGUUAUUUGUUAUAAUCAAUCAAAUCUUAAUUGUUUCCUUGAUUUUUUUUUGGGGGAGGUUAAAUUAAUCAUUUGACUUGAGAGAUAUGAUGUAAUUCAAAUUGUUUCAAGUUUGCAAGAAAUUAAUGUAACAAAGAUUACAUCAAUCUUUCUAUAA